AUGGCAGACCUCGCACUAUCUAUAACGGCUGGAGAUCAUGCAUCGUACCUGAAGUACGCCUUGUCCUUGGCAACGCAAUCGCCGCCCAAACCCACAAACUACAGAGUCGGCGCUGUCCUCCUCGAUGUAGCUACCAAUGAGAUCCUGUCAACCGGCUAUACUCUGGAGCUGCCAGGAAACACACAUGCAGAACAGUGCUGCUUUGAGAAGCUGGCAUCAAAGCAUUCCAUAGAUGCAGGCCAGCUCUCCGACAUCCUCCCUGUUGAAGUUGCCCUUUACACCACCAUGGAGCCCUGUUCAUUCCGUCUGAGCGGGAACUUGCCCUGUGUCGACCGGAUUUUGAACAUCGGGGGCAAGAUCAAGACUGUCUACGUGGGCGUUCAAGAGCCCGAGAAGUUUGUGAGCGACAACUCGGGCAAGGCCAAGCUGGAGAAGGCAGGGGUCAAGUUUGUUCAUGUUGGAGGCCUGGAGGAACGCAUACUCGAGGUCGCAACCGCUGGUCACGAGAAGAGCAAUGCAUAG
Neoarthrinium moseri is the source of this 522-nucleotide messenger RNA. RefSeq lists its product as uncharacterized. Gene Ontology annotation, molecular function: catalytic activity. NCBI's taxonomy places the organism in Eukaryota, Fungi, Ascomycota, Sordariomycetes, Amphisphaeriales, Apiosporaceae. Bases 1 to 522 code for a protein of 173 amino acids. The record is from RefSeq and is a predicted model, not a curated record. The transcript has a single exon.